Messenger RNA from Artibeus jamaicensis (Jamaican fruit-eating bat), 750 nucleotides. Its product is annotated as basic proline-rich protein-like. The record is from RefSeq and is a predicted model, not a curated record. NCBI's taxonomy places the organism in Eukaryota, Metazoa, Chordata, Mammalia, Chiroptera, Phyllostomidae. The coding region runs from base 1 to 750 and encodes 249 amino acids. The transcript is spliced from 2 exons.
AUGGAGACGAGGCGGCGGGAGGGGAAGUGGGAGGGUGGGGGUGGGGAGCCGCGGGCCGGGCCCGGGCGUGCCGCGGGCCCGCGCGGCGGCGGACCUUACCUGUCUGGAGCUCUGGACGGCCGGCUGGCUCCGAGCGGGGCGCGGGGACCCGGCGCCUCCGGGGGGCGGCGGCGGCCGCUCCCCCGCCCCCCGCUCCUCUUCCCGCUUCAGUCGCCGCCGCGACGCCGGCGGCGGCGGCCCCGACCCGCUCGGAGGGCGGCCCCCAUCCCCCUCUCCCCCGCCCUGGCCCCGAUCGCCCGCGGACCCCGAGCAAAUCCCGCUCCGGGUUCCCGCUCAGCCCCUCCCCGGGCCGCGCCGCCCGCCCCGCCGCUCCGCUCCGCUCGCCCCCGCGGCCCUCCGCGCCGCUCCGCCCGGCUGCCCGCCGCCGCCGCCCGCGCCCGCCUCGCGCGGCCCGCACUCGCCUACCCGCGGCCCCCGCGGAGGCCUCCGCCCGCGGCCCCCGCCCCUUCCCGGGCGGCCGGCUCGCUCGCCCCCUCCCGCCCUCCCCGCGGCCAGCGGCGCCCCCACUGGGUCGCGGCCCCCGGCGCCGGCCCGACCCCGGGCUGCGGGCGGGCUGCGCGGCGCGUCCGGCGACUCGCAGCCUCUGACACUGUCAGUCUGCCAGCCAUUCCCAGUCUUCAGCCUCGAAGCCAGCACCCCCAGCAGUCCAGCACCAGUGUCUUCUGGGCUGGCUCCCUGGCCCCUCACUAA